AUGGAGGACCAAUUUGGCGGCCGUACGGACGAUGACCUCUUCUACGACGACUUUGAGCCCGUCGACAAUGCCCCCCUUGUUGCAAACGAAAACCGCCAGCCCCAUGCGCCCGUGCCAGAUGUAGUUCCCACUGCGUCGACGGCAGCAGGAAAAGCAGUAGAGAGAGCACCAGUUGUCGCUCCCUCUCCGCACCAAGGACCAACGAUGGCGCCAACAUCUACCCCCGUCCAACCAUCAAAAAGAUCCCUUGCUUCGUCCCGCUUCGCCGAUAAACCCGCGGCGACGACGCCGGUCGCCACUGCCACUGAACCCGCCAUCAACGAAAGCACAGCUACCGACGAUUCCCCAGGAAAACAUAUCUCCCCGACGGCAUCAGCGUCCCCGCCCCCCCGCGCCUCGUCCCAAAACACGGCUGCCAGCGCCGAGGCGCGCCUUAAAUCAGGCGCCAACCCACGGCAAAAGCUCUCUGACAAUGAGCUUGCCGACAAGAUGGAGAGGAUGAAGCGCCUCGCCGCUGAAAAGACGCGCAAGUUCCAAAUGGCCGAAAAGGACGAGCGCCAACACGCCGAGGCCUAUGCCCGCGGCAUGGAGGAGGCCCGCCGCCGCCGAGCCGAGGAUGCCGAGCGCCGCCGUCGCGCCGACGACGACCGACGCAAGCUCGACGACGAGCGUGCCCGCAACCACGAGAGGAAGCUCAAGGCCAUGAGCAUUAAGGAGGGCGGCUGGGAUGAGGGCAAGGAGGCAGCAGAACAAGAGGCUCGCAAGGGAUUUAGAGGCGCCAACGGCGGCGUCAGGGGUUCCAAGAGCAGCGGCCUCUCCGGGAGCAGGUUUGCGCGGGACCCUGCUGACCGGCCCGACGUGGAUCGCUUCCUCGAUGAACGGCACAGCUCCCGCGGACGCGGCGGUCGCGGUGGCCGCGGCGGCUCGAACAUGUCAGGCCGGGAGAUGGCCGCGGCGCCUCCGCCCAAUCCCGGCAACGCGGUCCCAGCACUUACGACCGACGUGUUUCCGGCGCUACCCACGGGACCGACGAGCAAGAAGGAAACAGACAAGGCGGCCAGCAAGGCAUCUGGCGUCUUCGCCCUGUCGUCGCCGCCGGCAGCGGGCGGGAAAUGGGACGACGAGAUGGAGCUCAUGGACGCAGUCGGGAAAGAUACGUAA
This is a messenger RNA of Hirsutella rhossiliensis, 1161 nucleotides long. RefSeq lists its product as uncharacterized. Bases 1 to 1161 code for a protein of 386 amino acids. NCBI's taxonomy places the organism in Eukaryota, Fungi, Ascomycota, Sordariomycetes, Hypocreales, Ophiocordycipitaceae. The record is from RefSeq and is a predicted model, not a curated record. The transcript has 2 exons.